Molecule: messenger RNA, 687 nt
Organism: Ustilago hordei
Lineage: Eukaryota; Fungi; Basidiomycota; Ustilaginomycetes; Ustilaginales; Ustilaginaceae
Exons: 4
Coding region: 1-687 (228 amino acids)
Cellular component (GO): nucleus
Source: RefSeq, a predicted model, not a curated record
AUGACACGCAAGAAGAGAAAGGCACCUCAGCUUGAGGCGUGGUGCUGGUACUGCGAUCGAGACUUUGAAGAUGAGAAAGUCUUGUUACAACAUCAAAAGUCAAAGCAUUAUCGAUGUCCACAAUGUCCUAGACGACUUAAUACGGCAGGAGGACUUUCAGUGCAUCUGACGCAAGUGCACAAAGCAGAGCCAGAGAGGAUCGAGAACACUUUAGUUGGCAGAGAUUCGUUCGAGAUCGAAAUCUAUGGCAUGGCAGGCAUUCCAGAAAAGGACUUGCAAGAGUGGAAGCAGAGACGAGCGGCGCAGAGGGCAGAUGGAAAUGUUCCAGUACAGAACAAGAGACCGAGGAUAGAAAAGCUAGUUCUCUCCAAGGAGCAAUUGCGCAUUCAGUUGGAAGCGCACAAGGCUUUGAUGAGCGGCAAAGCACCUGUGCCUGCACUCAUGCCAGCCUUUCCUCCAGGAGGGCCAUAUUCGGUACCGCCGCCCUCAUUAUCUCGAGGAUUUGGUAUCGCACCACCCAACUUUGCAAGACCACCGCCGAAACAACCACCACCGGCUUACAACGCACCGCCGCCAGCAGCAGGACAGCAGGGAGCACCUCGCUACCCACAACCCAUCGAUUCGCAAGCUCAACCAAGAGAUGGCGGCAGAGACCCUCACAAAGUCAGGGCAGCAGACUUGUUCUAA